CUCGCCCCGCCAGCGCCGUUCACCCUGUCCAACAUCUCGGCGGUUUUUCCCGACGGAUGGUCGAGUGAAUUGCGAAUAAAAAAUGGCCGCCUCGACAAGAGAUCUCGCUACGCUGCUUGCGCAAACCACCAUUGAAGACCACGACGAAGUACUCAAAGCCACCAAUGCGGCUCUCAAAAAGUCCAAAAGCGAUCAAGAUGCGCUACAUACCAAAAGUGUAGCACUUUUGCACCUCGACCGAUACGAAGACGCCUUACAAGUAUUUGAAGCCGCACCGGAAGUCCAGAAGAAGGCGCAAUUCGAAUAUGCAUAUGCGCUCUACAAGACAGGCAAUGCGGCCAAGGCGGUAGAAGUGGCACAGGCCGCAGGGUCAGGAGCAGGCCGUGGAAUGAAGCAUAUGCUUGCUCAGGCGGCGUACCGUUCUGAGAACUUCGCUCAAGCCACGAGGAUCUACAAGGAGCUUGCAGACCAGAACGUCGAAAGUGAGGAAUACGAUAUUCGAAUUAACUCGGGAGCCGUAGAUGCCCAAUUGGAGUGGACUGGACAAGGCGAGCUGGCACAGAAGAAGCAGCCCACACGAGAGGAUCUAGAGGUUUUCGAGACAGCCUUCAAUGCGGCAUGCGGCAGCAUCUCGCGCAAUGAGUUUGGACAGGCGCAAGUGUGCUUGAAGCGCGCAAAGGACCUCUGCAAUGCGCUUUCGGACAUGAGUGAGGAAGAGAAGCAGGCUGAGCUACUCCCAAUUACUGUGCAGCAAGUCUAUGUCUUGAUACAGCUUGGCAAGACUGAUGAAGCGGAAGAAUUGGCUACAAAGAUUCCCUUCGCUGACAUUGCUGCUUCAAAAGAACAUUCAAACCCUUACCUCUCACAUCGUAUAUUCCAUUCAUCGCCUCAGCCUCCUGUUACCGAUCAACUCUUCUCCUACCAGUCGAACAUCCUCCGAGAGGACGAAUAUGUCAUCUCACUCUUGUCACAGAAGGUGGCCGGCGUCGCUGAAUCUACCCAAAAGGUCAUCUCUGGAACCCCCGCUCCGUCGCUUUCUCCGGUUGUCAACAUGGCAGCUGUACUCAAUGCGGCAGCCCACGCCAGGAAUACGAGCACCGAGAAAGCUGCGUUGAAAGCAAUAUUGCCGCUGCUCGAGAAAAGGCCAAAUGACGUUGGCCUCAUACUUACGAUAACACAACUUUACGUAAUCACAAACAACUACGCUGCUGCUACGUCCCUUCUUGAAUCUUUCUUCAAGCGUCUUGAACAAAGCGGCUCCGCGUCCGAUCUCGAUGUACGCUUCGCGCCAGGUCUGAUCGCCGCGCUCAUCUCGUUGUAUGCACAGCAAGGGCGCCCGGGAGCAUCAAAGAACGAGUUGGCAAAGGCGGCAGAAUAUUGGCGGAAACCUCAUAAAUCAAAGACGGAGGCGCCUUCCAAGUCUCUCAUGGUUGCUGCUGGCACAGCACUCCUUGACACGCACAAUCCAGAGAACGUCAAGUCUGCAGGGGAGAUUUUCAAGGGCUUGUAUGACCAAGACAACGAAGACCGAGCGGCCAUUGCUGGUCUUGUUGCAGCAUAUAGCAUCACAGAUCCUACCUCAAUACCCGCAGAUCUCCUCGCAUAUCUGCCAGAGGCGAACCGCUUAGUAUCCGAUAUCGACGCUGCUGAACUCGAAAAGGUUGGCGUUCCCCUUGGCAACGUCACCUCGGUCAAUCUUGCAGCAGAAUCACGGAAACGUAGCCUUGCACCAACCAAUGUGGCACCGUCGAAAUCCAAGAGAUUGCGAAAGGCAAGGAUGCCAAAGGACUACGUAGAAGGCAAGAAAGUAGACCCUGAGAGGUGGUUACCGAUGCGUGACAGGAGCUACUACCGUCCCAAGGGACGAAAAGGAAAGAAGAAGAUGGAUGGCCUCACUCAGGGAGGUGUAGUGGCAGAAGACAAAGGCACUCCAGCCGCUCAGGAGAAGAAGGGCGGUGCUGACAAAGGCAAGAAUAAGAAGAAGGGCAAGGGCGGCAAAUGGUGAGUGACGAGGAUGUCUACCUAUGCCAUCAGGUACUCUUUAAAAACAUGUAGCCAGCAAUCGAGCCUUAUUCAACAUGCUGUUGUACGGAUGAUGCAGCAGUCACCAAUUGUGUAGCAUUUU
Molecule: messenger RNA, 2125 nt
Organism: Bipolaris maydis ATCC 48331
Lineage: Eukaryota; Fungi; Ascomycota; Dothideomycetes; Pleosporales; Pleosporaceae
Source: RefSeq, a predicted model, not a curated record